Molecule: messenger RNA, 1992 nt
Organism: Halichondria panicea
Lineage: Eukaryota; Metazoa; Porifera; Demospongiae; Suberitida; Halichondriidae
Product: guanine nucleotide-binding protein-like 1
Exons: 15
Coding region: 72-1913 (613 amino acids)
Molecular function (GO): GTP binding; GTPase activity
Source: RefSeq, a predicted model, not a curated record
UCAUAAUGUAUUUGAUAAGUUGGCUAUCUUUACCAGACAACCAGUGAGAGAAGACACUAGACUAGCUAGCUAUGCCCAGGAAAAAGCCAUUCUCCAACAAACAGAAGAAGGUACAAAUCCUGCACAAAAGAGAAAAAAAGAGAGAUAAACUAGAGAGUGAGAUCGUUGAGGCCUCACAGCUGGUGGAGGGGGAGGUGUGCGAAGGGCCGAUAGUGGUGGACAAGGUACAUGAGCAGCCGUUGAAAGUGGGGACAAGUUAUGACCCAAACAGAUACCGCCUUCACUUCGAGAGAGAGUCUCGGGCAGAGAUAGAGCGGAGGAAGCUGCUAGCUAAGAGAGAGAUUAUUAAACCAGUGGGGGAGGAGAGCCUAGAAGUAGGUGUGGAGGGGGUGUACAGACCCGGCUCUGUGUUGGACAUACCCAGACGCCCUCCGUGGAACUACAGUAUGGGCAAGGCGGAGGUCGAAGGUCAAGAGGAGGCCAUGUUUGAGGGGUAUCUACGAGAGAUCUACUCGAACCACAAGACAGAGGAUCUCAGUUACUUUGAGCACAACCUAGAGACUUGGAGACAGCUGUGGAGAGUGUUGGAGAUCUCUGAUGUGAUACUCUUCAUCACAGACGCCCGACAUCCUGCACUUCACUUCUCUCCCGCUCUGUACAACUAUGUGGUGAAGGAUCUCAAGAAACAGCUGGUCCUUAUCUUAAACAAGAUUGAUCUGGUGCCACCACAAGUAGCCGUUGCCUGGAGGCAUUAUUUCCUGAGCAAAUUCCCCGAAGUGAAUGUCAUAUGCUUCACUAGUUACCCUAGCAAAGACAUAUCUACACAACCCAGCAAGAAAGUUCACCUCAAGUUUAGGAGGUCAGGUCGCAAUCUACCAUCAGCUGUUGGUCCCCAAGAACUUUUAUCGGUGUUGGAGGACAUGUACAGGGGCAAAGUUGAUACUGCUGGAUGGAAGGCCCAAGCAUCACCAACCACCAUCCCUGACAAUGUUCCACGUACUAUCACCCCUGACGAUGGUCCACGUACCAUUCCCCCUGACAAUGGAACCAGUAGCAGCAGUGAGAGUGAGUCUGGAGACCAUGAGAUUGCAAUGGCAACAAUGUCUAGCAAUCCCCUGGAGAGGGACUGUGUGAGUGCAGGAGUGCUCACCCUCGGAUUGGUAGGUCAUCCCAACGUUGGAAAAUCAUCCAUCAUCAAUGGCCUACUGCGUCGAAAGGCAGUGAGCACAUCCCGUACCCCAGGCCACACCAAACACUUCCAGACAGUCUUCCUCUCUCCCUCACUCCGUCUCUGUGACUGCCCGGGCCUUGUCUUCCCCUCGUUAGUCAACAGACAACUACAGGUGUUGAGUGGUAUAUACCCAGUGGCCCAGGUACGAGAGCCCUACACUGCAGUAGGCUAUAUCACCGCAAGACUGCCUAUUGUGGAAAUGCUUGCUUUGCAACAUCCCAAUACUGUAGCCACUGUUGCCAAGAAAACCAAAGGAAGACGAACUGGUGAUUUCGAACUUGAUGACUCCAUUCAAGCUAGCCAUGUGCCCAUUAACGAUUGUCAUGUGAUGAGUGCUGAGCCACAGCAGUGGACGGCAUGGGAAGUGUGUGAUGCUUGGGCCGAUAAGAGAGGUUACAUCACUGCUAGAGGGGCACGACUUGACACAUACAGAGCAGCUAACAGCCUCCUAAGAUUGGUGGUGGAUGGACGAAUAUGCCUCUAUUUCGUUCCCCCCGGUUACACCAAGGAUAAAGACUAUUGGGUGGGCCACAGUGAGGUGGGUGAGAUGCUGGCACUACAGAGUGAGGGAAUGAGCUCCACCAGGACAGAUGUGAUCAGCUCUGAGGAGGAAGAAGCUCAAGAAGAAACAAUUAAAUCAACUCUGAACAAAUUUGCUUUAUUAGCGAAUGUUGAUGACUAAUAAUGCUGUAAUUAUUGUUGGUUUUGGCUGCAUUAUAAUUAUUAUUUAUGUUGCUUAAAUUAAAGAACAUGCAUGCAUG